CGUGCAUGUGAAAGCUCAUUUGCAUAAAUCCAUGAGCGUCGCAGCGUUUCCUUCAAUGGAUUUCUUUGUUUAAUUGAGAUUUUUUUUCUCACGUUUGCAUAUCCUCAUUUAUAUAAUGAGUGUCUGCCUGCAAACACUCUCUCGCCUAUGCAAUGAACAAUAGCAACAAAUGGUUUGUAAAUAGAUUUUUUAUAUUCUUGCGUCUGCCUUUUGUAGAAAACGCUCUUUAUAAGAUCUCUAUUUGAUCUUAAUCACUCACUGCUUUCAUAUUUGCUGCAUCUGCGUCCUCCUGAGACAGAAGAGGAAUGUUUUAUUAAGUUAACCGUAAACGUGACGACUGCACGAACACAUUAGAGCUGACAGCACCCCUGACCUCAGUGGCCUUUUCAUGCGUAGCUUUUAAACCAAACAUUUAAAAAAAAAGAUGCAUUCUUUUUUACUAAACGGAGUCCUCUGACAUCAUCUGCAGCUCUAUAAUCAUCCAGGCCACAGCCUUUCCUCAGGGGAGUCCAGCUGAGACCCUCUGCUCACUCUCUCUCUCUCUCUCUGCUUCUACCCCUCGUCUCUCUCUCUCUCUCUAUUUCGCUUUGCCGUUUACGGCCGAGUGUGACACUCCUGAUGGAUGAGUCCAACGCACAACCUCAUACCGGCGGUGUGGAUGAGCAGCUUUUGUGGUUGCGGGGUUUUUCUUUGUGCUCGCAACACUUGGGUUUACUGGAAUGCAUCCUCUGUUAUUCUGUUAGUUUGAGAAAAAUCAUGUUAAAAAGUAAGAAAAAAAUGAAUAUACAGUAAAGGCUAUCUGGGAGGGGUGUGCUGCAUCACUCUGGAAACACCGUGUGAUGUGACCAGCUUGAAUGACACCGGCGUUUAGAAGCAGAAAGGACAAAGAAAAUACCAUUUCUACAAUUUAUACCAGUCCUUAUGUCCUCCGCCCUUCCCCCACACAGGCACAGGUUGCUUCUUAAUGUGCAAACAGUAUGUGUAGAAGUCUUGGGCAAUUUAUCAGUCUUUUGUUUAGAAAUGCAAGUUUUUGGUGUAAUGCUUUUUAAGUUUGCCAAUUUUCCUUCAGUUUCAAGUUACAUUUGUUUCCCCCUCUUAUGAAAAUUAGGGAUGCACCGAUCAGGUUUUUUGCUGCCGAUCACCGAUACCGAUAUCAAAGAAUGCUGAUCACCGAUACGAUCACCGAUACCGAUCACGUGGAUUGGCCAGAAAUUUUCUACAACAUUAUAAUGAGUGCUACAAACUACAUAAUCUGGGAAUAAAGGAAAUGUAACCUAAUCUAAAAUGGUCUGUAUUAGGGUUGUCACAGUGUGAAAAUUUAACCUCACGGUUAUUGUGACCAAAAUUACCACGGUUUUCGGUAUUAUCGCGGUAUUUUUUUUAAACGUGCUACAUUUUCACACAAUUAAAUAAACCCUGUAUGUCAGGAAAUAUUGUCCUCACUUUGUGUCUAAAUUUUGCCUAAAUGUUGUUUAUUUGUUUACAUUUUUUCCCUUUAGUCUUUAAAAUACCAAUAUUUGCCCAUAACUUCUUAUUUUAUGUCUGUUUGAUGUCAUCAUUUUAAAAAUAUUAGAUCAGAUGAUACUCAGUACUCAAGUAGCCUUCUAAUCAGAUACUUUUUUUACCUUUACUUGAGUAAUAAACCCUACAUCAGGAAAUUAUUGUCCUCGGUUUGUGUCCUUCCGGUGAGCUUUGCAGAUGUGGGAAAAUGUCAUCAGGCAGUAAUCAUUGUUAAAUUCAUAAUUAUUCUCAGAGAGAGACCAACUCUUAUCUGCCCCUGGGAGCCCCGUAAUGCAUAGCGUCAUUUCAAUAUGGCGGUGUCCGCGACACGGUUUAUAUGCAGGUAGCGGCGCUGCGGCUGCUUUAUAUAGCGACUCGUUGCAUUCUCCCUCAACCCAAAUCCUCGGAUCAUGCAUUUUAGCUAAGACGCUAACGUUAGCUUGCCUUGCGUUUACUGUAGAGUUGUGGGUGAUGGUCACGCAGAUUUGUUAUGAGAUUUGAAGCGUUGCUGCCUUUCACAGACACUUUUUCUGUACGUGCUGCAAACAGGAUAGCCGUCUUCUAUAAACUCCCUCGGCAUUCUUCAAAUAUCUAAAAUAUGCCCGUACUUCCGACUUUGUCUUCUUUGAGGGAUAAUAAAUGUCCUCCUGAGCGCUGCCGUCUCCUCCUUUGGCCAUUAUUUCAGCUUUAGCUUCAAGAAAGUUUUGGUUGUAAACAACAAAGUGCGCAUGUGCCGCCGGCAACUUCAGCAGAUGAUACGGUGGCUGGUAAGGGUCACCGCGCCUACACCGCAGCCACGGUAAACCCACCAAGAUAAUAUAGUUUUUUAAAAAACAAGACGGUUAUUAUUAUUGUCAACUUUUUUUUUACCGGGGUUUACCGCUACAUUGGUUACCGUGACAACCCUACCUGAUUGGUCUGCUUUGAUCUAUUUUGAAAAUUCCGAUCAAAACCGAUAGGGGCGCUAUCGGCCGAUUACGAUCAAAUGCCGAUCCAUCGGUGCAUCCCUAAUGAAAAUGCAUAUUUUUGUUCCUGCUUCUUUCAUAUAACUCUACAACAACAAAAAAACAAGCAACAAAUCAAAUCUCUUUGCACCAUAAGAGCGUUUCGAUGAAUAGCUGGCAUAUCUCAGCACGACGGGCUGUUUGUUCAUAUGAAAAAGGCAGAAACUGGACAAAAGAAGAAGUGGGAGGCCAGGAAAAAAAAUAUUUUAUACCGAAAGCCCUUCUGAAGUUAUGUUUUGAGAAAACUGGAUAGAAAAAACAAGUCCAGCAAAGACCUGAAAUAGGAGCCGAGAGAUGCAGCUGGCCUUUGAGCCGAUGCAUUUCAUGUUUGCUGGAGCUCAUCAGGAGGUGGUAGAGGAGACGGGAAAGGUUUGGUUAAGCAGCAGAAGAAAUGGACUGAACAUCGAGGGCAGCAGGCUUUACGGGGUGUUUAAUCUACAUUAGAAUUUUUUGGCUCAGAUUAACCAAAAAAAAAAAAGGCGUAAGACUUUUUUUCAUAUUAGUGCAAAUAUUGCAAAAACAAUGAAUGAGGAAUUACUUCAGAAUCUCAUCAGAUUUCUGUCUUUACGUUGAACGUGAGUCCAGUUUUCAGCAGUCUGUGUCCUUGGGUUCUCAGCUUUCCAAACCUUUUUUCCAUUGUUUACUUUUGGAUCUCUGCUUUUUCCUGCUAGACAGGUACUGUGCACCUAGAUUACCCAACGAAACAGCAGUGAGUGUCACAAACAGCCCACGCAAAGCUUUUUAUUAUGAGAACUCUCUUCAGAGCUUAGAAAGACUUUAAAAUGAUUCAGUUUCUAUUUCCAAAUCCCACAAAACAAUCCAUCUCACGGGUAGAUUUAAUAGAAAAUAUCGGGUCUUUCUUGGACUUUGCUGGAGAUUUUUUGUUUUUAGCAUGAUUUGUCCUCAGGCCACUUUUUCUAAUCAAAGAGCCUGUUGAUGAAACUUUUAACAAUCAAAGGCAGUUGAUGUCCGACCUGGAGCGUUCUAAUGUGCUUUAACACAACGCCAAGUGUCAGGAUUAUUGAUUUUCUGAGAACAAUUUGGAUUCCAUCGCUCUACGGUUUAAAGAUGUAUUCAUGAGUGAGAAAAAAUUUAAAUUGUGAAGUUUUGCCGCAGGUCAGACUGCAUUGUGCUCAGAGGAAAUGUACAAAAGCUUCAUCUCAGACUUUGCAGGACCCAGUGUGUGUGUUAAAUGUCAAAGUUCAUGGUAUAAAUAUGUAAACUUUGGUUUGUUUGGAAUGAAAGUGGCAACACCCCGUAGGUUUGCAACUAAACAAACCUUUCCACUUUCAGAGCUACAUUAUCGAGCUGAUUAAAGUGAAAACGUUCAGAAUAAACAGCACACCAGCACAAAACAUUUGUUAAAUUAGCCCAGAUUAUGAGUAUUCUGAGGCCUAGUCUACACGUAGCCGGGGUUUUUUGAAAACGAAUAUCCGCCCCUCCAAAAACUUGCAUCCACACCACCUCGUUUAAAAAAAUAACUCUGUCCACACGUACCCGGAUAAAUACGUUGUUUAGGACAUGCCAGACCUGUAGGUGGCAGUACUUCCCCCGUUCUUAACCUCAUCCUUCGUCUGUGGUCUUCCGCAAGGAGCAGUAAUUCCUCUUGCAAAAACAAACAAGCAAAAAGCGCUUGGACAAUUGAUAAAGCGAGCGCAGCUUUGAGGGCAUCAUGCUGUCGGCUAGUGUAAACACAGGUCGCACACGUGAUGUCAGCAUUUUUUUGUCACGGAAAGUGACGUUGCGGACCUUAAAACUCCAGUUUUGUCUGUCCACACGCAGACACCCAAAACGGAGAAAACGCAGAUCUUCACUUUGGCCGGAGUUUUUAAAAAGAUCCGUUUUCGUGUGAAAAAACUCAGUUUUUGUGUGGAUGACAGGCCAAAACGUAGAAAAAUAUCUACGUUUUGGCAGAUCCCCGGCUACGUGUGGACAGGGCCUAAGUCUUUUAAGGCUAGUCACCAGUGGGUUUAGCACUGCCCUGUGCGGACGUGUGGGAUAAACACACUGGCAACUAGCCUUAAAAAGUGAAGCUGAUGUGAAAUGGAACUACUGUUAAAGCAGAAGUCCAGAGUUUUUUUUAGAGGGCACCAUCUGGAGGCAGAAAAAUGUAUUGCACCUUAAGCCCCACUACCUGCUGGAAACAACACCUCUCAUUAAUGAGCAUGCACCUCUAGCCGGCCAACAGAUCUUAAACAUGUUGCUUUAUUUAUUAUUAUCAUGUGGUGCUGUUUAUUUAUGGGAAUAUAUUUUAAAGAAUUACUUGUCUAUAAAAAAAAUGUUGCCAACUCUGCAUCAGUCCAGGUACUUCCGGAUAAACACACACACACACACACUCUCUCUCUCUCUCUCUCUCUCUCUCUCUCUCUCUCUCUCUCUCUUUGCUUGUCAGCUUUAUGUAACUGAACGUCUAACUCUAGUGGCUAAUGCAGAGCGGCACUCAAUUCAAAUUGCAUGGAGCUGUAUGGGACAGGAAGUGGGCUUAGCAAAAAAAAUGGAAGUAUCGUCUACAUUAUAUCCGAGAACAGGGUCAGACUUUCACUUGAACGAAUUUCUAAAAAAAAAAUCAUGCCUAAUUCUUGAAAAAGGGAAAAGUCCAGAUUGCUGCUUUCAGCAUGGGGGUGGAAAGACAAUGAUUUGUGCUGGCUUCGCAGGAUCUCAGAAGGAACGUCUCUCUGCACCAAAGUGUCUAGAUUCAGAUGUGAGGACAUCUCUCAUUUAGAUUAAAUUUGAACCAAACCAUGUCAUAAAAAAGGACAGAGCACCUAGCAUGCAUGCGGAAUAUCUGAAGGAUACAAAGAAUGAUGUGUUGCUAUGAGUCUUUCAAAGUGCAGACUUCAGUAAAAAUUACCCGUUGUUAAGGUAAGGAUAAAAUUAAAUGUCCUUGGAGCUGGAUAAGGUGCACUUGCUUUUAGCAUGACUCAGUGCAGAGGAUUAAAUAAAAUCUCCCAUCUGGACUUUAUGAUAUUUGAACAUACUGUGAGAUUGUCAUGUUCUGCACCGAGUGGAUGGACUGUAAUGAAGGUGAUAAACAAGGUGGGUGCAGUGACUCAGAGCUGUUCCAUUCCAGUUUCCUUCUCUGCCGCUUAAGUAGCAUUCAACUGUUGAAUUUUACCCCGACACAUGCACUCUCUGGCCCAGUUUCAGUAAUGUUAUCUGAAAGAUCUGGCAAAGCCAACUCUCUUGUUUGCCCUAAUAGAAAAUAAACUCUGCUUGACAAUGUCAUAUUUUUUCAGUGUACUUCGAAUUUGCUACAUCUUGAAAAUGACCUCAAUUAGGCAGCAGCUUCACGCGUAAAAUAUGAUCAUUUCUGAACCUUUCUUAGUUUAUUUUUGCUCACUGUCUUCAAUUUCCUUCUUUCGGAUGAGGGAGCCUCUUGAAGUCAGAGCAAAUAUAGGUCACCGUUGCUGGUGCGAUGGUGUAACAAAUGCCACCACCCCAGCUCACGUGUUGAAUUUUUAUGUAAGAGGGUAGCGUAUAUGUUUGAAGUAAAUCCUUAAAGGAAUGCCGACAUAAGACGGUUUAUUAAUAAAUAUGGCCAAAGGUUCUAGAGAACAUGAUAAGAACAGCAAACAGCAUACAGAAGCAUUAAAGGUGAUUUUAUUGUAGUAAAUCUUCCUUGUAGUUUUGGAGAAAAGUAAAAAAAAAUCCACCGUAAAUCUGGGAUUCGUGGUGUUUUUUUAUGCACAAUGAUGUAAUUUAGGUUAGAAAUUGCUUGAAAUGUAGGAACUUAGCUUUUCACGAUUUGCCAGGGUAAUUAUUAAAUCCAGAGGGUAUGAAUCACUGCUGCUCACCUGUCAGUAAGACACUGGUUUUUACAGAAAAUGUUCGAGUGGAGAGAGCAGCACUCCGAUUUAAAAUAGAUAUAGUUUAGUAACAGUAGCAUGUGACCAUUACAUCAAGCUUGUGUGAGGAAAUGAAUAAAAGCCAGUUUUGAUUAUUAGAAAUUAGGAAAUUGUGAAUGACAUUAGAGCAUGCUUUCAUUGUGUCUGUGCAGCACUUGCAUUUGUUCCCUGCUCCCUUUGUGCUGAGCUCGUUCCAUGGUCACUCUGAUUUCGAUGCAGUGAGCUUUACAGGCUCAGCGAGCUCGUUCAGAGUACAGGCUGUACUCUUCCUCACGGCUUUCUGUUUGCAAGUUUUCCAAUUGUGAUCGCCAGAUUUAAGUCUCUGAAUAAAUACUGAAGUGUUUUACUUUUUAGUCAACUGCUGCUACUAAGAUGUCCCCCGAGACCAACCCCUCUGCAUGGACACCCCCUCAGCUCUUCAAAAACCUAGUGCAGGGUCAGUCUAUGGUUCACACAAACCACACAUUCGUCUUCUUUAUUCAUUGCAUAAAUGUAAAAACCCAAUAAAUAAUCAGUAAAUACAUAAAUCAUUAUGAAACAUAUAUACGAUGCUGCUGCUCAGCGUUUUCAAACGGAAGUAUAAGACAGCAACAGGUGAAUAAGCGGAUGAAUAAAUUAAUGUUGCUAUAAAAUCUAACUUGAAAUGACUGAAAUGUUUUAGUUUCUGAAAUUUGAGGUAAAGUGUUGGAUGCGUCUUGUGUUUGAGCCCUAGUUACCACAAGGACCACGUUGAUAUGCCACCCUACAAUUUUCACUCGCCCCCCCAGAAAAAAUUCUAGGGGCACCACUGGCCUAAUGCUGUGAGCUUUGCCAGACUGUUGCAGCGCUGACUGCUUAAAGCUGCAUUUGAAAGGUCUAAUGGAGGCACUCUUAUGUUUCUAAUAUGACUCAUCGGCUCGGUGACGUUGAAAGGAUUACGAGACAGAGGUGGUUUGAGGAAACGUGGAUGGGGAAGUGCACCGAGAGAACCAAGAGCAAAUAGUUAUCCUGCGGCUGAAUUAAAGAAACAACGAAUCCGCUCAGAUAUUGAUGACUUUUCUCACCAAAGAUCACGCCUCCUUUAAAAGGCAAAAGCAGGAUCUUUAAACAGUGGUAUUAAAAUAUCCUUUCCUGGAAUAAACUGUAGAAAUUGCCUCUAUUUUCUGCUGCUUUGCACUGUUCCGUGUGCUGCCUGUGUGCUCAGAAACUGCAGAUUGUUUUUAAUGACUGGACGCUGCAUUAGCUGUCAGGGAAACAAAAGGUCCUGCUUAAAGCGAUCCUAAGAGGAAGUGCUGAGCCUUUUAUGUUGACAUAUGAUCCUACGGAGUGUAAGAAUGGGCUUGUGGCUGUUUGGCUGCAUAAGAUGAGGCCCCACUAACUCCAUCGCAUAACUUCCUGGCAUAGGAAGCAUCAGGAGCUCAUGCGUUUCAGUGCAGACAAAUCUUAUUUCCUGUGGAUGAGGUGCUUUAUGUGGGUUUGUCAAACUCCAACAGCAUUUUAGCAGAAAACUUUCCCCGCGAUGCGGUUUGCCUUACUGAUGUCACUUUGCAAAUAUUUUUUUUAACGAAUGGCAUGCAGCGAUGAGUUAAAUUAGAAUUUUUUACAUUCAGUUUCCCUUGUUUGUUUUCUUUGUGGUGAACCCCCACCCCCCUCCCAGUCAUCUCUGUGGUGUUGUGCUUGGCAUUUCUUUUCCACUCCUUCCCUUUUCCAUUCGUCUUUUAAAUCCUCUCAUCUGUGCAUUUCUGCCCCGUUUUCCCACACCUCUCUUCAUCUGUUCCUCUAACAUUUUGUUUCUCCGACCCCCCCGUACCCCUCCCUUCUUUUCCCUCCUCCUCUCCCUCCCCAUGUUGGUAAAAAUAUCUGCAGACGGCAGUAGCAUGCCUGACUCUCUCUCUCUCUCAGACAUCCCACCCAUGUGAUCUCACAGGCUGCCUCUGCUCUGCUCCAGUCAGACUCCUGCCUUUCAGCCGGCUUGCAGCUAAUGAGCCUUUGUGUGGCCAAAGAUAGAAAGAGAAGAAGAGUGCAACACAGUGACAGAGAGGGAGUUAAAGUGAGAAAGACUGUCGUCCCGCAACAAUAAAGCACAUGUUACCGACAGUGCAGCCAGAGCUGGAAAAUUACCAGUCUUCCCUCUCACUCUCCUGCACACUUCUUUCUUUCUCAUGGCCGCGGAGCUCAGGGGUCGCUACAAGUCAGUGGACUGAAACAGAGAAGAGAAAGAAAUGAGAAUCUCUUCAUUCAUCACGUUUCGGCUCUUUUGAAUAACCACAUUUGUGACUGUGAGGCUGUGCUACUGUGAGAAGAGGUGAAAGGAGUCACUCUCUGCCAGUGGAUACAGCCGACUCAGUACUGAAGCGGGAGAAGCGCCUGCGGGCGAGGAGGGUGCAUUUUGAGAACGUGACGGUGUACUACUUCUGCCGGCGGCAAGGCUUCACCAGCGUGCCCAGCCAGGGGGGCAGCACACUGGGCAUGUCCAACACGCACACCUGGGUCAGGCAGUACUCCCUGGGUGAAUUUGCCCUGGAGCAGCAGAGGAUCCACAGAGAUAUGCUCAGAGAUCACUUGAAGGAGGAGAAACUCAACUCAAUCAAAGUCAAGCUGACUAAGAACGGGACAGUGGAGUCCGAGGAGGCCGACACGCUCACGGCUGAGGACAUCUCCGAUGAUGACAUUGAUCUGGACAACACUGAGGUGGACGAGUACUUCUUCCUGCAGCCUCUGACCACUAAAAAGCGGCGAGCACUGCUGCGCUCCUCUGGGGUGAAGAAGAUCGAAGUGGAGGAGAAACACGAACUCAGAGCCAUCCGCGUGUCCAGGGAGGACUGCGGCUGCGACUGUAGGGUUUUCUGCGACCCAGAAACUUGUGCAUGCAGCAUUGCAGGGAUCAAGUGUCAGGUGGAUCGGAUGUCAUUUCCGUGUGGCUGCACCAAAGAAGGUUGCAGCAAUUCAACUGGAAGAGUGGAGUUUAAUCCAAUCCGUGUUCGGACCCAUUUCCUUCACACCAUCAUGAAGCUGGAGCUGGAGAAAAGCCGUGAGCAGCAGCAGACAUCCUCGGCCAAUGGUUACUGUGGUGAGGCUAACGACCCAGGAAGUGGGAACCUUUUUGCUCCGUCACAGCACCGUUUGGAGUACUCCCUGUCUGACACGGUCCCUCAGACGACCGGUGUGCACUUGCAUGCCUCAGAUGAGAUGGAGGAGCCACUGGAUGAUGAGGAGGAGGAGGAUGAGGAGGAGGAAGAUGAAGAGGAUGAGGAGGAUAGUAGCAGUGUUUGCAGUGGGUUAUCUGACUCCAGCACACAGAGUUUGGCUAACAGUGACUCUGAGGAAGAGGAGGAGGAGGAGGAGGGUGCAGGGAAGAGUGAGAGUUUUGAGGACGACAUCAUUCCUCUAGCGGUUUCUCACACCGAAGUGGUCCCGUUGUCCUCGGCGAUGUGUUACAACGACAACCACAUCAACGGAAACCCUUACUUGAUGAACUCUACCUCGGCUGAUUACUAUCAGCUGGGGGGCUCCAGCGCCGACUCAAAUGGUCAAACCAGUCAACCCAACGAAUCCUACGGAGAAGCCUUACCAUUCCAAGAUCUGGUCAGUAACGAAAACGCGACGCAGGGACCGUUCAGCAUGGCUGCCGAGCCAUACACCAGCUACUCUGGUCAGGGAGAGGAACAGUACACAGCCGGUCACCCUUUCACUCUGAAUGGUGGCGCUCCUCCAUCCUCUUUGAGCUGCUACACACCGGAUCAGAACAAGGUCCGGUCCAAGGCCGCCUUUGUGGAGCAAUCCAAGAGCCAGACUCCGUUUCAGGACUUUCUGAACAAUAACAGUCAGAGCUCCUGCAGCAAUCACAGUGCAUGCACGACAGCUGAUCAGCCUCCAGAGGAGGCGAGUGCUAAUGGACACUCCGACUUAACCUCACUAGCUAACACCAAGACCCUUCCUUUACCAGACCAUUGCCCUGAGGUGGCAGCCAUUUGACGGACGCCACCUUCCUCAUUAAGUGUUCUUUCAUGAUUAUGUCUUCACUUGAGCAAGUGGCACCUCUCUGAAAAACGAUCGUUGCCUUUUUGUUCCAUUAUCUAACCUUGAAAAGUGCAAAGCAACUUACAAAGAGGCGCCGCAUUUCCAUCUGUAGCUACAAAGCUGCAACAGGUUUGGGCUUUAAUGCCAAAAUGCCACCGAUUAGAAGAAUAAACAUCAAACUGACGUCGUGCUGUGCAGCAUAUUCUGUAUUUUUUGGGAUGUAAAGUUCUAGUUUAAAGCAGAUGUUGUACUGUAGAUUGAACUUUUCUAUGUCUGCUAUGUGUCAAAUGUGCAAAACAAAGUUUAAUGUCAGUUUAUUUAUUGUAGCUGAAUUAAAGUGGAAAAGGUUUUGAUAAAAAGUGCAUGCUGAUUUAGACAUUUGUGAUAUUUGUGAAAUAAAAUUUUUUUUUAAUAUAUAUGUAUAUAUAUGAAUAUGAAAAAGUAGUUUUCCUGCAUUAGUCGUCAUAAUUUAAUGUUUUUUUUGUGAAUUCGAGUACAAAAAGCCUGAAUACUUUUGAAUCCAACACGGAUAUCAGUUGGUUUACAUUUUGCAACUAUAGGGGUUCUGUAGCAUGCAUUUGGUUUUAAUACUCGUUUCCAACCUUCCCCUUUAACAUUUACAGACACGUCAUGAUGAGUAAAAGUGAUUCUUUCAGGCUUUUUGUGAAAGUGAUAACGGAAGAGAUGCAGCUCCACGGUAGAGCAGAGAAUGAAAAUGUUCACAAAAUCCUAUAAUUACGAUAAAUGUUUUAAUUUGAGAUGCAUUCCACUAAAAUCUAACAGGGUUAUUCACGUGGGUUUAUUAUUCAUCCCACUGAUGUACAACAGAUAUUAUAUAUUUCUUCUUUUUACAGUACUGAAGUUUUUAUCUAAAGAACUGCAGUUUUUCUUUUGCUGUUUUUAACAAAGAUUGGUGAUUUAAAGACUUAACUGUCAAAUGUUCAAUCUUGACAAUCAAAGCUCUUUUUUUAAACAUAUAAAACUGCCGAGUCGUGUCAGGCGUUAAAGACAGAGUUGGAGUGACAAGAAAUCUCCAAUAAUCAGUGAAAUGCUCUAAUCUUACAAAAAUUGGAAAUUUUCCCUUAUUGCUCCUGCAUGAAAGCAAACAUUUGCCUUUUUCAAGCAUGCAAUAACUACCAUGACGAGGUGACUGCUCAAGUUUUCGUCAUUCUUUAUGUUCAUUUAUUAUAUCAUAUUUUCACAUAAAAAGGAACCACUUUCAAGUGCCCAACGGCAUAAACACGACCUAUAAUAGAUGUUAUUUGUGCCAAAAGGUGCAGUAUGGAGGCUACUCGAUGACAUAAGAGCAUCCAAUUGGAAUUUCGAGUUAAGAUUCAUUUACAAGUGUUUAUUAUGAAUGAAUUAUUGAAAUGUGUAUUUACUGUGGAAGUCUGUAAUGAGUAAAUCGCUUCACUAUCUUAAGAUGGUCUUUUGUUUCAUGCUUGUGAGUUGUAACGCUUCAUGUGCCUGAUUAUGUAGUUCUGUUUCAUAUUUAGUGAAAUGCAGAAGAUUUGCACACACUUUUUUCCCCCUCCGAUGUGUUUCAGCUGUAAAUAGAACGGACAUGAUUUUCAAAAUAAAUUUUAUAAACCUG
Messenger RNA from Nothobranchius furzeri (turquoise killifish), 11942 nucleotides. The record is from RefSeq and is a predicted model, not a curated record. NCBI's taxonomy places the organism in Eukaryota, Metazoa, Chordata, Actinopteri, Cyprinodontiformes, Nothobranchiidae.